AUGCCCAAGCGUCCUUCGUCCCCUUCCCCUUCCCCUCCUCCCAAAAUCAGGCGGUCACAAAGACCCGAGCCAUCCACCAGCACUGGCACCGGCACCAGCGCCGCUCUUACCUGCACUCUUCCCCCAACCUGCCACCGUCAUCCAGCUGUCCUCGAAGACGCACAGGCCCUCGAGCGACACUAUCGAACAUAUCACACCCAUGUAUGCCAGGAACGAAAAUGCCUAGCUGUGUUUCCGGAUGACAGGCUAUUGGAACUGCACUUUGCAGAAUGUCAUGACCCGAUUUUCGCGAUCCGUAAGGAACGAGGGGAGAAAACGUUUGCCUGUUUCAUCCCCACCUGCCCCCGAACCUUCCUCAUUCCUGCCAAGCGCCGGCUCCACCUAAUAGACGCCCACCACUACCCCAAAGAAUACUUCUUCGCAAUUACAAACAAGGGUAUUGGCGGUCUCUUACAGAAGUGGGGUGAAGGCGUGAGCUUGGUUAGACCGGAGUGGAAACCACGGCUGCCGCAGAUGGAUGGAGUGGAAGGCCAAGAGCUGGCAGGCAUAGAGUUAGAGCCGCCUCCUACUCCUAUAACUUCAACUCUUUCACACGGUGGUGCACCGAAUGACACAAGUCUCCAGCAAUCGAAAAACGGCCUGGGACUCAGUUUCCUAUCAGCUGAUAGUAACGCGAGGGAGUCUACCAUGACUAACUCUGGCGCUGGUGCAACUGGUGACUCACAGCCGCUAGGAUGGUCAUUUCCUCAACCCAGGUCACCUCCUUUGCAGCAUACAUUGAAGCCAUCUGGCCCAGCAUCGUCUGGCAGAAAACCGCUCAUCCAGAAGUCCGUGUCAGACAACACCCCUUCCAAGAUGGAUUCCUCAAUGGACGACCUUACCUCAGUCUUGUCCUCCGUCUCUCUCGUUCCACGAACCAUCCGAUUCGGAAGAGGAGGAGCGAAGGCGGGGUUCCAGAGACCUCCGGGAUGGAAGAAGGCGAAUGCUGGGACGCAUGACCCUGGAGAGAGUACGAUGCCGGUUGAUUCGGGGGCCUGA
Molecule: messenger RNA, 1038 nt
Organism: Dacryopinax primogenitus
Lineage: Eukaryota; Fungi; Basidiomycota; Dacrymycetes; Dacrymycetales; Dacrymycetaceae
Exons: 3
Coding region: 1-1038 (345 amino acids)
Source: RefSeq, a predicted model, not a curated record